CUGCAACCGCAUUUUUGGCUCUUUUCUUUUCUCUCUUUUCGCUCGUCGCUAAGACGCUAACCGCUCCUCGCUCCAGUCUCCAUCUCUACAGCUACAGCGUAUAUCUCCGGCUUCCUUCUCCAACGUCGCAGCCUCCGCCUCCGGCCAAGUCCCCGACUCUCAUUUCCGGCCACCGUCCCCAGUUUCCUCUCGUCCGAAUAACAACUUCAACACCACGAACUACGAACUUUCCAAAAUCUUCACUAGGAUCUUGUCCAACUCCAAAUCGUUAGUGAUUAAAUCCGGAAUCCGUCUCAUCUUAGUAUCUUACCCUUCUCUCUAGUCGAAUUAGGCCAUUAAGAGCUGCAGGAAAAGUGAUGAAGCUCCGGUACGCAAUGGUGUGCUCAUCCAAUCAGAACCGGAGCAUGGAGGCCCAUUCGUUGCUUAAGAGAGAGGGUUUCGAUGUCUGCUCUUACGGGACUGGACAGCACGUGAAGCUCCCCGGACCUUCCCUCAGAGAACCCAACGUCUAUGACUUCGGCACCCCCUACAAGCACAUGUUCGAUGAACUCCGUCGCAAGGACCCCGAACUGUACAAGAGAAACGGGAUAUUGCCAAUGCUGAAGAGGAACUUGGGUGUAAAGCAUGCACCUCAACGCUGGCAAGAUAAUGCAGAGGAUGGGCCUUUCGACGUAGUGCUUUCUUUCGAAGAAAAAGUUUUCGAUAUGGUGAUUGAAGAUCUCCAUAACCGUGAUCAGAUUCUGAUGAAGUCUGUUCUAGUAAUCAACUUGGAAGUAAAAGACAACCACGAGGAGGCAGCAAUAGGAGGUCGUCUUGCUUUAGCAUUGUGCCAGGAGAUUGAUGGUGUUGAAAAUUGGGAGGACACAAUUGAUGAUAUCAUCAACAAUUUUGAGAGAAAGAAUCGUAGGAAGCUCCUGUAUAGCAUCUCAUUCUAUUGAGUCUACGAGGUAAAGAAUCUGAAACACAUAGGUGUAGGUAUUUUUAGGCCACUGUUGAUUGAUGUUUGUAAUGUUUCCCCAUUGAGUAUUUGAUGUACUCUGGAUGGGGGGCUUACAAGAGAAUGACAAUUUAUUUUAGUUUGAAGUGAUUCAUGACAAUGUGAACUUGUUGAAGAAAGCAAAUAGUGCCUUGGUUCAAACACCCUUUUCCAA
Ipomoea nil (Japanese morning glory) is the source of this 1151-nucleotide messenger RNA. Its product is annotated as RNA polymerase II subunit A C-terminal domain phosphatase SSU72. Gene Ontology annotation, cellular component: mRNA cleavage and polyadenylation specificity factor complex; nucleus. The record is from RefSeq and is a predicted model, not a curated record. The transcript is spliced from 5 exons. NCBI's taxonomy places the organism in Eukaryota, Viridiplantae, Streptophyta, Magnoliopsida, Solanales, Convolvulaceae. Gene Ontology annotation, molecular function: RNA polymerase II CTD heptapeptide repeat phosphatase activity. Gene Ontology annotation, biological process: termination of RNA polymerase II transcription. The coding region runs from base 357 to 938 and encodes 193 amino acids.